UCAGAGUUUUUAAGAUAGAUUUUGAGUCAGAGUACAGGUAGAUAAAUAUAAAAUAUGUAUACAAGACUUGGAAUAUUCCUAAUCGGACUGAUGAUUAAUAUUGAAUUCGUAGCAGGAAUUGAUUGUUUUCACUGUGCGUAUAUAGCAGCGAUGAAUUCAACUUCUCCGGAAUGUAUCAGUCACAAUACUACAGCUAUAAGUGCAUGUUCUGAUUCAAUGGGAUGUAUUCAGCUUUCAUAUCAAUAUCCAGAAACGAAUGAAUACGCAUCCUAUUUUCUUGGAUGUGGAACAACUGAAUGCAAUGAAACCAACUCAGAUGGAGUAGAAACUGUUCAGUACAACUUAACCGACCAGAACUACACUUUGAGAAAAACAUGCUGUAAAGGUGAUUACUGCAAUUGCAAUUCAGCGACUUGCAACAUGUCGGCUGAAGCUCAUAAAAUUGCUUUGGAGAACGAAGAAACAACUCCAUCCUAUGACUAUGUUACAGAUUCUGAAAUGGUGGACUGUUUCCAUUGUGUACACAACUCACUAGCAAACGUUACUAACUCAAACUGCACUGAAGAUAAAACAACUUCCCGACUGCAAUGUCCUGGAAAUUUGUGCAUGAAAUACACGCUUCAGUAUAACAAUGGUUCGACGGACUAUAUCCUGUAUACUUUGGAUUGUGCCUCAAAUAGGAUGUGCAAUCAGUCGGUAGCUGAUGGUGUUGAAAGAAGUAACGUUAGUCCCGGAUCGAACAUUUUGGAGAAAGUGACAUGUUGCGAGGGUGACCACUGCAAUUGUAAUUCUCCAACUUGUCUAGAAGCGGGUGGAAUUACGACUACUACCGGUAGAGAUGUAAUUACGUCAACAAUUGAUACAACAUAUGAAUAUGGAACAACGGUUACCCCGGAACCUAUGUUUACUACUGUAUCUACAUUCAGUACGAGCAAUGGUUUGCCUACAUCGACUUCAAUGGGAAACCCUUCUACUUCAUUCAGAUCUACUUCGACAGAGGCAACCACCGCCGCAAUCUCUCCGCAGCCAGUUUCUGAAUCGGUGUCAGGUGCACCUCUUAACAGUAACAAUACAGCUGCAAUAUCGGCAACAGUAACAUCGGAUUCAGAGGAAUCCACUUCUGUGGAAGCAACUGUUACCUCCACUGUCCCUGUACAACCAGAUUCAACAUCGGCUCCACCAACAGCGGUUUCCAGUAUAUCCGCAAUAGCUCCAACUACCACAAUUAGCACAACAACGACGAGUUUUGGAUUUAGUAUACACAACGGCAUAAUGCUUAAAAUCUAUUUAUCAAUUUUCUGUGUAUUUAUUCUUUUGCAAAAAUAACUACACAACACGAUCGAUGUCUUAUAACACCAUUCCAUCGAAUUCCUCGUUUUUAGUAGUGAGCCUCGCAAAAAGGUCGAUUUUUGCUGAAACUCUGUAAAUUAGUAGAUUAUGUUUUCAUAACGACUGUUGGAUUACAGAAUAAUACGUCUUACUAUACUAUCAUUUACUGUUUGCUUCUAUUACAAAUCGCAAUAUAUAACAUUGUACCAAUUCAUUUUACAAUGUUCAUUAUUUGAGAGAUUUUGGUUUCAUAUGGGAAGAGAGAUUUUCAGCAUACUGUAUUUGAGUGUUAGGUAAAAUGUUAGCUCAAUGUUAUUCCAUGUGCACGGUGCGAUAUACGUAUGAUAGAAAGAAAAAUUUGGUACUCCUGAAGUAUGCGCACCAAGAUGUCGCAUAACCUGAACCCGACCUGGUACACAACCGGAGUUCAAGUUGUGCGCCAUCUUGGUGCGCAUACUUCAAGAGGUCCCAAAAUUUGUUAUCUGACAAAUCUCACGCAUUUUCUGAUUUUACAAUUUUUUUAAGAUUUAAAUCUACAAGAAAAUCAUAAAAGUACUGCUAUGCUUA
Molecule: messenger RNA, 1896 nt
Organism: Styela clava
Lineage: Eukaryota; Metazoa; Chordata; Ascidiacea; Stolidobranchia; Styelidae
Source: RefSeq, a predicted model, not a curated record